CCCAACACUUUUACAACCAUUGAGAAGUUGACUUUUGUGUGAGUGCUGGAGCAGCAGAAAUUGAUUAAAAAUUUAGUGACACGAAGAAAUAAUUAAGUUAAGAGUAAAAAUUUGUGUUAAAAAUUAUAAGAAUAAUGUAAAAAAUUUAAAUAAUACUUAAUAGUCGAGUUAUUAAGGAUAAAAUAACGCAUACAAAGAAAACGAAAAAUUUACAAGAUUUACAUGAAAACAGCAAGUGCCACUCCUUUUGUGUAUGUGUGAGUGUAACAAGAAAAAAAAGAAUAAUUAAUAUAAAGGAACGCAAAAAUUCCAGAGAAAAUUUAAUUUAAAUCUCCUCCUAGGAGGUUUAAUACACAGCAGGUAGAGAGAAAGAGAUAAAGAAAGAUUAUUAAAAAGAGAACAACAACAAAGAAAAUAUGUAAUUUAAAUGUAAUUGAAUAUAUUUCAAAGAAAAGUGCAUUUAAUUAAAACUAGACAAAAACACGUUGAAGUAAAAUAAAAAUAUUAAAAUUUGGAAUAUUAAAAAUAUUAAACCAUAAUUUAAUGAUUUUUCAUAAAAAGUAUGAUAACAAAAGCGCUGAGUAGUUAAAAAACAAAAAACAGUAAGAGGGGAGUUCAAAAGUCGCGUCCACCAGCAAUAAUACAAGUCCGUCGUUGUAGUACAUUAUUAUAGUAGCAGUCGUGUGGUAUUAAUUCGCCUGUGUAGUGUGUUGGUGUUUUAUCGUUGCUACGUUUUUCUUGCUUUUUUCCAUUAUUACGAAUAGUAAGGAGGAAAACGAAAAUUUAAACUAAAAAAAAUAAAGUUGUAUGAAUAUUGUGUUGUCGCUGCUGGUUGUUAGCGGCGUACUAAACUUGCAUGACUCACUCGAAACAUGCAGCAGCAGUAGUAAAAACGGCAGCAAGAGGGAAUCAAAUAUCAAGAGCAUUCAUUUGCAUGGACUAGAUAUUGUUAUUGUGAAAACUAGCAGUAAUUAUCUUAAUAUUAAUUGAAUCAAAAAGAAAACUCUUUUUCGUUUAGGAGAAAGAAAAGUAACACCUAUUCAAAAAUGACUAGUUUUACUGGCAUCAAAGGUUGGUUUAAGAAAAAGGAACCUAUUUCGGAAAUAGGUAAUCCAACCAACUUUCAGCGACAUUUUCAUGUCUCUCGGAAUGAAGAGACCGGGGUGCUAGAGGGUCUGCCCGCACCCUGGCUAAGGCUAAUGAAUUAUCAGAUAUCUAAAGAUGAACAGAGUAAGAAUCCUGAUGCUGCCUACCAUGCUGUCAAAUUUUAUAACUAUUCCAUUAAGAAGAAAGAAAAUGAAGCUAUUUUCAAGCCCUUCAUUACCGAAGAAGCCAUCCAUGAAGAAUCCAAGGAAAUUGACAACUAUGUCAACUAUAAAAACAAACACAAGUCUCAGGACUUGGACAGUGCCGAAGAUGAGCGCUCGAGCGAGGGAAGUGCCACAACUAGCGGUAGCAGCACUUGCGGCAGUAGUAGCAAUAAUAGUUUUAAUGACCAGCAACAUGCCUCGGUGGGUUUACAGGGACUCAAUGAUGUUAUUAAAGAGUUACAGUCCACCUUGGAGAACCAAAGGGAAACACUUAAGCCACAAUUGGAUAUAACGAGUGAAUUACCGCCACCUUUGCCUGCCAAAAAAACACAAACAUUACCGCCCAAACCUCAGAUUAAAGCCAAACCGAAAGGUCUUCCUCCCAGUUUGUCUAAGGGACGCAAUGAUUUAACUACAAUUUCAACAAAUGAAGGUAAUCAUACUAUUAACACCGACACCAUAAUCAUUAAACCGGCACCUGAUACUAGCGCCGAUGGCGAUGGUGAUGAAACUAUUUUAAGACGUUCCAAAGAUAAGCGUGUGCAAAAAACCGAUGCCGAGAUUUAUGAAGAAUUAAGAGCUAUUUGCAAUAUGGAUGAUCCAAGAGAGCGUUACAAAACCACCAUGGAAGUGGGCAAAGGAGCUUCUGGUAUUGUCUUUAUAGCAGCCGAUAAUCAGAAUGAAACUCAGGUGGCUGUAAAAACUAUUGAUUUGAAAAAUCAGUCUUCCAAAGACCUUAUUCUUACCGAAAUAAGAGUUCUUAAAGAUUUCAAUCAUAAAAAUUUAGUAAAUUUCUUGGAUGCUUACUUCUUAGAGCCAGAGGAUCAAUUAUGGGUAAUUAUGGAAUAUAUGGACGGUGGCCCUCUCACAGAUGUGGUAACAGAGACGGUAAUGAAGGAAAGACAAAUAGCUUGUGUUUGCCGUGAAGUUCUUUAUGCUAUAUCUUUUCUACACUCCAAAGGCAUUAUACAUCGUGAUAUCAAGUCCGACAAUGUACUAUUGGGUAUGGAUGGUUCAGUAAAGGUAACAGAUUUCGGUUUUUGUGCCAACAUCGAGGGAGAUGAAAAACGUCAAACCAUGGUGGGUACCCCCUACUGGAUGGCGCCUGAGGUUGUGACCCGCAAGAAAUAUGGCAAAAAGGUAGACAUCUGGUCUAUUGGCAUUAUGGCCAUAGAAAUGAUAGAAGGUCAACCUCCUUACCUACACGAAACGCCACUGAGAGCCCUUUAUCUGAUAGCUGCCAAUGGCAGACCCGAUGUUAAGAGUUGGGACAAACUUAGUCCAAAUCUACAAGACUUCCUCGAUUGCUGUCUCCAGGUGGAGGUAGACAAACGUGCCACAGCCGAUGAAUUAUUAAAACAUCCUUUCCUAGACGACUGCAGUGAGCUUAAGGCCUUAGUGCCCAAUAUUAAGGCUGCCAAGAAAGUGCUUAGAAAGGGCACAUAGAACAGGGUUUGUGUAGGUAUCUAUGUACGUGCCUAGUAGUAAACAACCAUUCUAGCAACCUAAACAAAACAAAAGAAAACAACAUUAAAUCCAAAACAACUAAAGCGCCAGUUCACUCAGCCACAUGUGUGAUUCCAUUGUAAAUAGUAAAAACAAAACUUAUUUUAGACGUAUAACUAUUAGUAUUCUUUAAAUAAAGUACGUACGUUCUCGCACAAAUGUAUGGAUUGGUAUGUACGUUUAAUAGAUCAUAUGACAGACAUACAAUUUUGUCAAAGCAACAUAACAAAUAAUAACAAAAACAAUAAACUAAUGAAUGUACGUAAUCCGCAAAAUGCUCUUUUUUUAAAUGUAAAAACACGUUUUUACAUAAAAUUACAUAAAAAAAGUUAACUAACAUUUUGAGGGAACUGAAGUAGUUAGAGUUAAACACCUAAACAACCAACAACAACAUCGAGACACCAUCAUUAUCAUAAUCAAAAAUAACCAAUUAUAUUUGCUGUGAAGUCGCUGGGCGAUUAUAAAUAAACUUAUCUACUACAUACAUGCUACAACUUUUUAAAAAAUAGACUCAACAUGUAAAUUAUGGUUUAAACAAAUAAUGGAACAAACGAAGUCAAUAAUAUGCUGACAA
Molecule: messenger RNA, 3390 nt
Organism: Lucilia sericata (common green bottle fly)
Lineage: Eukaryota; Metazoa; Arthropoda; Insecta; Diptera; Calliphoridae
Gene: Pak3
Product: serine/threonine-protein kinase PAK 2
Exons: 2
Coding region: 1047-2756 (569 amino acids)
Biological process (GO): regulation of axonogenesis; protein phosphorylation; regulation of MAPK cascade
Cellular component (GO): cytoplasm
Molecular function (GO): protein serine/threonine kinase activity; ATP binding
Source: RefSeq, a predicted model, not a curated record